AUGAGUACUGCCAGGAUGCCAUUGCCAAAAAGGCGUGGUGUUCACCACACACCAUCUACUCCCAGUCUGAAGACGCCGUCAUCCGUAUCCGCACCUACACACACAUACGCCAUUUACAUGGAUGAAUCCUCGCCAUCGCACGCCUUGGAGUACUCUUUAUCGAGCAUGCUCUCGCCACAGAGGUUUCGGAGCUGA
Molecule: messenger RNA, 195 nt
Organism: Trichoderma gamsii
Lineage: Eukaryota; Fungi; Ascomycota; Sordariomycetes; Hypocreales; Hypocreaceae
Exons: 2
Coding region: 1-195 (64 amino acids)
Source: RefSeq, a predicted model, not a curated record